CAUUCCAUUUUUAUUUAAAAUCUAAUUUUUAUGGUUAUGUCUUACGUCACAUUCAAUGAGAAACCUUUUAAUACCCUUCCAUUAUGAACCAAUAUUGUUAAAACUUAUGCUUUUUGCUCAUUAAGGAAUAUUUCAGGGAAUAAUAAAUUUGUUUUUCUUUUUUAGAAUUGUCCACCUGAUGUAUGAGGAAAAAGAACAAAAGGCGGUGAUAGUGGGGAUGCCAUUGGCUUUGAUGGCCAUCAUGGCUGUACAAUUGUCCUCAUUUAAAGAUUUCUAAAGGAAAAUAUAAAGAAAUGUCACCUGAUGUAAGAGGAAAAAAAUAUAAAAGGCGGUGGUAGUGGGGAUGCCUAUGGCUUUGAUGGCCAUCAUGGCUGUACAAUUGUCCUCAUUUAAAGAUUUCAAAAGGAAAAAAUAAAGAAAUGUCACCUGAUGUAAGAGGAAAAGAAUAUAAAAGGUGGUGGUAGUGGGGAUGCCUAUGGCUUUGAUGGCUAUCAUGGCUGUACAAUUGUCCUCAUUUAAAGAUUUCUAAAGGAAAAAAUAAAGAUUGUAUAAGGCGAUGGUGUAGGAUUGGAUCAUCCAUAGAAGGUGGACAUGCUGCGGUUCGUCUUGCCAAUAUUGCAAUUCGUCGCCGCGUCGGCCAAUCUAGAUCGGACGGACCAGAUACCGAGUGACGUGGAAGAGUGCGAUUUGAAGCAGGUGUUCGAUCAUAGGCGUAAAGGCCUGGCCGAACUUUGGAGGAUCUCAACCGAAGUAGAUUCGAACGUAUUAAACAAGGCCUUGGACGAAUUGGAGAAGCAACUGGAAGAUUUCAUGAAUCUGAUCGGAACAGACGAGUACCGUGAAAUGAGGAGAUACAUGGCGGACAACUGGAAAGGAUACAUGACCGUGAACGUCGUACAGUACCUGUCCUAUUUCAAGAGGCUAUCCGUUCUGUCGUACUUCCUGAACCUUGUGAAAGAAAUAUACUUGGCGGGUGAACCGGAGCCAACAAACCAAGAAGAGCAUUGGAAAGUGUUUAAAGAAUAUCUAUUAACGGCUAUAGACGAUUUGAAGGCGGGAAAAUCGCUAAAUAAACCUUUUCGAAUUUACCUCUUGAUCUGUUGUACUCCGUUAUACAUAGAACCGUAUACCGUUGGUGCCGUAAAAUCCGAGAUGAUAUUUCUACUGAGCUCCUAAUGAUUUUACAUUAGGUCAAAUUUGUCCAUACAAUCUGACCUCCUGUUUUUUGUCAUGAUAUAGAAAUCUGAGCUCCUGAUAUAUUUAGCUACGUAUUUCUUAACAAUGUAACAGUAUCAGGAGCUCAAAUUGGUUUGAGUUCAGAAUUUGAGUUCCUGAUAUUUUCACAAUUGGCCAACUACUUCCAGUCAAUAUUAGCACCUGACAAGUUUAAAUUUGGUUGGAUAUUUCGAGACAAUCUGAGCUCCUGAUACUUUAACAUUGGGUCAGAAGUUUCUCGACGAUUGAGCUUCUGAUAAUUUUACAAUUGGGCAACUAUUUGUAGACAA
Molecule: messenger RNA, 1505 nt
Organism: Cimex lectularius (bed bug)
Lineage: Eukaryota; Metazoa; Arthropoda; Insecta; Hemiptera; Cimicidae
Exons: 7
Coding region: 592-1176 (194 amino acids)
Source: RefSeq, a predicted model, not a curated record